This is a messenger RNA of Sphaeroforma arctica JP610, 1276 nucleotides long. RefSeq lists its product as hypothetical. Gene Ontology annotation, biological process: regulation of transcription by RNA polymerase II; positive regulation of gene expression. The annotation marks the transcript as partial. Lineage: Eukaryota; Ichthyosporea; Ichthyophonida. The transcript has a single exon. Gene Ontology annotation, cellular component: transcription regulator complex; mediator complex. The record is from RefSeq and is a predicted model, not a curated record.
GGUUUGGCAGCGCCAGAUGGUUCGGUUUGAGCACGUGCUAGAUGCGCUCUUGUGCGACCGAAACGGCGGGCUGGACAACGACCGCACAACGCCAAAACAGCCCACACCAACCACGUCGAUUGUAUCUGGCGUCAGAUCUCGCGUCGCACUGGAAAUCACGUCGUUGCUACUAGGCGAGGCCUCGGAGAUAAACAAGCGCGUAACAUACUACUUAGGGAGUGUGAAUGCCGCGCGACAAGCACAUAUCAGCACCCUGUCGCAUACACCCGCAGCGAACGCUGAAGUGCACACCCAACCCCCAGCGCACGCGCAUGCACAGCUGCAACUAACAUACAUCACAGCAUACCCCGAAUCGGCCCAUUUCGACUACUGUGUGGAAGAGAACCCAGCGGAUACACCUAGUCCAGGCACGCACACCAUUGUGCCACAGUACUACGACAAUGCUGUGGUCAGGUUUGUCCCUACCUUCGAGGUUGUCCUCGGCAAACUGUUGGAACACAAUCAGUCGGCGUUGGCGGAAACGUUACUGGUUCGAUUCGCACCGCUGUACAGUGUGCAUGAGCGUGCGCUGUCGAGUGUGUAUGAGCUGUUGCACUACUACCAACUCAGUGAAGGACUGACGGCCAGGGUAAGGGAAGCCAUGGUUAACGCCUUAGUGCGGUUCACUAAUAUGGGUGAGAAUGGCCCGGACAGGGGCAGGACAGGUGACAGGUUCAGUGCCGCGUUUCUUGAGAUGCUCAAGACGCCUAUGGAUGAUGCGCAAGUCGCUAAGGAAGCCGCGGUGAAGAGUGCGAUGCCCUUAGACGCACACGUGUACACACCGCAUAUGCCCGGGAACAAGGCGAUGAUAGGAAGUACGCCUUUGGGGGCCUACAUGGAAAGCUGUCUGGACGACAUCACGGCGGUGGUCGAGAAUGCGUAUCACACACCGUCCGAGGGAACGCAGCGCUACCGUGACAUCCACGCCUACACCACGGACUUCAACAGCCACAAGCUGAACCGCAUUGAGACCUGUUGUGUGGAGCUCAUGUGUCUGCGCCACCUUCUGCCUGAGAAUGUGGCGGAUACCAUAUUCACCGCGUUGGUUCGACCACGCAGUGGUAAAGGGGUAAUGAAUGUCAUGGGGCGCAUCAACUCGACCGCCCUCUUGCUGGUGGCUCUGCCGUGUGUGUUCCGUGAACGAUUCGUGUCCGUCCUGGCGGAGUGCAUACUGGGCAAUGAGUGGCUGCAGGGCAAUCUGCAAUCGGCUGUCAAUGGUAGGCUCUCUCGGUUCUAG